AUGAAUCCGAUCUACUGGUGGUGGAGAGUGAAGGAGGGGGGCCCGUACACCAAGUACGGCACAUACCACAUCAACCCGCUGUGCAAGAUAGUGGCGUUCUCUAUGAAGAACAUGCUUCACCUUCAGGCCUGUGCGCUCAUCGGUCAGUUCUCGAAGCUCCUGGACAAGGGCCUCCGUCCAGUCGUCACGAGUGAGAACUGGUGGGACAUCUGGUACUACAGCAUCUUCUCUGUCAUUCACCUCCGGCAAAUUUUCUAUAUCCUGCAAGAUCAGCGGCCGAUACAGUUCGAGCAAGACGACCUCGAGCUCUACGAGCUCGUCUUCCAGAACAAUCAGUUCUCUCCUCGUCAGUUCGACAAGCUCCGGGCGCUUGCCAGCAAGAGGCAGGCCAAAGCCGGAACGCUUCUAGUUCCUCCUGGUCAGGCGAUCCGAGAGCUGACCAUCGUCGUCAAGGGAGAGUGCGAGGUUAUGGUGGGGGGCCACCGAGCGAACGUGAUCCGUCCGGGAGGCUUCCUGGGGGAGUUGGAGUUCCUGCAGGGGGAGGAGAAGGAGAAGGAGAAGGAGGGCGUUCACGAAGCAAAGCUGCCGGAGGGGAACAGCACGUUUGACAUGCUUGUCCGCGCGAGGUCGCAGAUCACCUACUUCUCCUGGAACUUCGAGGUGCUCGAGAAGUUUCUGAGGAAAUCGGAGAACAAGCAGGUGAGGUGA
This is a messenger RNA of Guillardia theta CCMP2712, 708 nucleotides long. RefSeq lists its product as hypothetical. The transcript is spliced from 5 exons. Gene Ontology annotation, molecular function: cAMP binding. The coding region runs from base 1 to 708 and encodes 235 amino acids. Gene Ontology annotation, cellular component: sarcolemma. The record is from RefSeq and is a predicted model, not a curated record. NCBI's taxonomy places the organism in Eukaryota, Cryptophyceae, Pyrenomonadales, Geminigeraceae.